GGUGGCCUGGGAGGGUGGCCUGUCUCGGAUCUGCUCUUGACUCGUCUCUACGCUCUAUCCACUGGACGCCAGUGAGCCUCAGAAUUCAGGUAACCGAGGGCGGAACUCCUGGCCAGUGUCCCCCACGGGUCCCCGUCCACACGCUCCUACUCUCCGUCGCUGAGCCAUGGAGCCCGGGUGCUACUUAGAGAUGAAUCUUAAAAGUUUGCUCUUGGACGGCGUGCAUCAGGGAGGCUACCUUGAUAUCCCUGGUAUGUCAGAAGCCUGAGUGGGCCCUGCUGCAAGGCCGAAGUGACCUCGACUGCCCUCCCCAGCCUGGUGUCGAGAUGCUGAGCCUGAAGCUCCCCAGGCUGUUCCGCAUAGACCAGGUGCCACAGGUGUUCCAUGAGCAGGGCAUCCUCUUUGGCUACCGACACCCACAGAGUUCCGCCACUGCCUGCAUCCUCAGCCUCUUCCAAAUGACCAAUGAGACCCUCAACAUCUGGACGCAUUUGCUACCCUUCUGGUUCUUUAUGUGGAGGUUCAUGACUGCACUGUAUAUGACAGACAUCCAGAAUGACAGCUACUCAUGGCCUUUGCUCGUGUACAUGUGCACCAGCUGUGUGUACCCCCUCGCAUCCAGCUGCGCACACACGUUCAGCUCUAUGUCCAAGAACGCCCGGCAUAUCUGCUAUUUUCUGGACUAUGGUGCGGUCAAUCUCUUCAGCCUGGGCUCAGCCAUCGCCUACUCCGCAUACACGUUCCCUGAUGCACUGGUCUGCAGCACCUUCCAUGAGUGUUACGUAGCCCUGGCCGUGCUGAACACCAUUCUCAGCACUGGCCUCUCCUGCUACUCCAGGUUUCUUGAACUCCAGAAGCCCCGGCUCUGCAAGCUGCUCCGGGUCCUGGCCUUCGCCUACCCCUACGCCUGGGACUCACUCCCCAUCUUCUACAGGCUCUUCCUGUUCCCAGGGGAGAGUUCAAGAAAUGAAGCCAUGCUGUACCACCAGAAGCACAUGGUCAUGACCCUCCUGGCCUCUUUCUUGUACUCUGCUCACCUGCCAGAGCGACUGGCUCCUGGACGCUUUGACUACAUUGGCCACAGUCACCAGCUGUUUCACGUGUGCGUCAUCCUGGCCACACACUUGCAGAUGGAAGCCAUCCUUCUGGACAAGACGCUGAGAAGAGAGUGGCUCUUGGCCACCUCCAGACCCUUCUCUUUGCCUCAGAUAGCAGCGGCCAUACUUCUGUGCAUCAUCUUCAGCCUCAGCAACAUUAUUUAUUUCUCAGCUGCUCUGUAUCGGAUCCCUGAGCCUGAAUUACAUGAAAAGGAAACAUGAUUUCAGAACAUGCCAAGUUUCACUGUUCAGUCGUUGAUGUGGUGCUGGCUUACAGUGGCCAAAAGCAUUCGUAGCAACUGAUGUCUUGACAUGUUUUAAUGGGUUCAUAUAGAAAAAAAAAUGGAUUUAACUGGGCAGAGUUCUCUACACAUGCAUGGAUUCUGUAAAAGGGAGAAUGUGGGCGUAAGUCCUGGAUACGGAUAAAUAUUGAGUUUUAAACUUAUUUAAAAUGAGGUGUUAAGGGGAUGGUGGUAUAGCUCAGUUGGUAAAUAGUUGCCUGGAAUAUACAGAGCCCUGUUUUCCUUCCUUCCUUCCUUCCUUCCUUCCUUCCUUCCUUCCUUCCUUCCUUCCUUUCUCUUUCUUUCUUUCUUUCUUUCUUUCUUUCUUUCUUUCUUUCUUUCUUUCUUUCUUUCUUUCUUUCUUUCUUUCUGCCUGUUGUUUAGUUGAGACAGGCUGUAUCUCAGGCUGUCCUGAAAUUUACUAUGUGGGCCAGGCUAGCUUUGAACUCACAGAGAUCUGCCUGCGUCUGACUCCUGAGUGUUGGGAUUAAAGGUGCGUGCCACUACACUGAAGCCUUAGUUUUGAUCCUUAGCACAGCAGAACUUGGUCCUGUGGCUCGUGCCUAUAACUUCAGAACCAGUAAAGCAGAAGCAGAGGAUCAAGAGUGUAAACCCAGCCUUGGACACUUAGUGAGUUUGAGGCCAUCCUUGGACACAUGAGAUUGUCUCUUAAAAAAAAAAAGUUCUCAAUUCUGUUGAAACAGUCAUAUUAAGCAUACGGCCCUGCCUCUCCAGUGUUUGUAUUGAUGUUUAAAAGCAGAAGAGGCUACACUUGAUGAAUGUUGUAUAGCUAAGCUUUCCCCCCAGAUGAGUGAGAUGGUUCAAUGAGUUAAGCUUGCUGCCAAGCCUGACGACAGGAGUUCGAUCCCCAGGACCUGCUGCAAAGUAUUCUGCAGUACACAGAAGAUGUGACAGCCUCUGGAGCUAAGUGAUGUCAUCCCAACUGUUAGGGCUCCCUGUCUCCUUCAUUCAAGCAAUGGAGGAGCUGUCUUUGGAGAUAGCGUGCCUGGCACCGUGUUGGCACGCCAGUAUGCUGCCAGACUUGGUAUUUAUGCAGAGGGUGUUGGCCUCUGUGGGACAGUCAAAUGCCCUGUCUUCAACCUAACCUGUGAAAUAGAAACACAGGUAAGCUUGUGUCAUGCAUUUCCUGGGGGUAAACUAGGGUUCUGCUUUCCUACAUGAAAUGCAGGUUUCUGAAAUGUGGACCGGAGCAUGUCCCCAGGAUUUCAACACAGGAGGGCAGGGGCAGAUGCUGAAGACAUUUGUGGUGUCUUUAAUUUACAACUUGAUCAAAGUUCCAGCAACUUGCCAUCUACAUGUGUGUCCCUGCUUUCUCUCGAGUCUUCUACUACUGAUGACCUUUUUUAACCCAUUAAGUGAAAAUGAAGUCUUAUGGGUUAAACCCUAGACUAAAAAGCAAAGCCAGAGGCUUGAAGGAGAGGCUCUUGGACGUGUAUGCUGACUUUAAAACGCCAGCAUCUUAUGUGCCGAUGGAACCUGGUCGGCCAGCCUCCUGACCGUUGGGCCAGCCUCACACUCAGGAUUUGUACCUUCUUUACCAUGAUGGAUGCCGAUAUCCUUUCUGAACAGUAAGCCCAACCAAGCCCUUUCUUAAGAAAUAGACAAUAACAAGAAAUCACAAAAUGAGAACAACACCACCACCUCUGCCAAGUGCCACAGCCUUGUGCAACAGUCCCUUCAGCCUUAUACAUCUAACCAUAGCUGCCUGUCCAUCCUUGGACCAACGUUGCCUUGUUACUGAUGCUUAUAACCAAAUACUACUAUGUUCUUGUACAACACAUCCUCUUCCUCAUUUUGCCUUAAAAAUAUCAUCUUAUAGGACUGGGGAUGGCAAGAUGUGCAAGCAUCAGGGUGAGGUCAGCCCACGUGCACCAUGGAAACCUAGCUGUGGCUGUAUGGACCAGUACCUGCAGCACUGGGAACAAAGACGGGCAGGUGCUGGGAGCUCACUGGCCAGGUCUCCACACAGCAGUCCUCUCUCGGCAAGGUGAGGAAGCAGUGGAGACAGACAUUCUGACAUCAGCCUCUGGCCGUGUGCAUCAGCAUAGGUGGGUGUGUCUAGGCACACGCCCCCUUGCCUGGACUCUGAAUGUGCAUGUCAUUUAUCAGCAUGUGUGCAGACAUCACUGUGCUGUUCUGGAUUAAUUUGUUGUCUUUGGAGAAACUCUGUUAUUUAGGUUUGUGAUAUCAAACAUGGCAAUCCCUUGUUUGUUGCAUUUGUAAUUAAAAGUUCAGUGUUUUAUAGUGUUUUGGGGGAGUUCAGAAAUGCUGACACAAAAUAAAUUUUAACAGGCCCACCAGC
Molecule: messenger RNA, 3701 nt
Organism: Rattus norvegicus (Norway rat)
Lineage: Eukaryota; Metazoa; Chordata; Mammalia; Rodentia; Muridae
Gene: Paqr5
Product: progestin and adipoQ receptor family member 5
Cellular component (GO): membrane
Source: RefSeq, marked validated